CAAGAGAGACAAUACUCCGGGCUGACAAAACAAGGGCAGUGCGACUAAAUUCAGUAUAUACACACGGUUUGUAAGUUUCUUCUUGUCUACUUUACUGUCAGGCAGCGCUCUGCCUCCAUUAUUUUAGCGCUCUGUCCUCAACACUGUGCUGUCGCUCUCACUCCCUCAGGCCCAAUGCCUAAGCGCCGCCAUUGCCCCCGAUUUAUAGAGGGCUGCACCACUGAACGCAACGGGGCAACCAACCGUAGCGUUGGCCCCUACGGAAACUUAGCGCUCCGCUGAGUAGCUCUGCCUCCGCUCCAGUGGCACGGCUGAAACCUGGCAGGCCUAGUUUUGGCACGGAGCCCUUGUUUCCAAGUCGCCCUUUUUGCCAAAUUUCCCAAAUGCUUGGCUGUCCUUGCUUGGAAUCCCUGUUCGCCUGUCAUAGUGCAUCCAUCCGUACCCAUAGUUCGCGUUCUUUGUUUGCUACCGCGACAGUAUCUGGAGAUCGACUUCUGGUUGCCACAGCAGCCGUCUUGCGAGAUGCAGCAUCUUGCAUUAGCUUCCCUCUGUAUGUUGCACGUCUGCGAGGACGUAGACGAUGCCCGUUCUGUUCUCAGGCUGAAGGCCCGAAGCUUCAGAGCCAUUCUCGGUCGAGACAGUUGCCUCACAACGCUGGUGAAAUUCAAAACUCAACAGCGAAUCUCGCAUAUGCAACCGCAAUCGAACGCCACCAACCAUUGGCUGUCAUUGCUCUGCAAAUGGCUGGGCGCCGUUUCGGGUCGGCCGCUGUGGCCGCCUACUAUUCCCGAGCCUAUAUUUGGGAAAAUGCCACAAAUACACAUGGCGUAGUGACGUAUCUGCUAAACUGACACUGCUUUGACAACUCAACUAACGAUCUACCUAUUCUUUCUUCGUGCGUUGCUGGAGCUGCCCUGAUCAUCAAUCCCAUCGCAGAGCCCCCCAGUGGGCCGAAGCUUGUUCUGGAGGCUGCAGCAUCUAAAGAAGCUCUUAUAGUAGAUUUAGAGUUACGAUCGCUCGCCUAAAUGGUUGUGAACUUUUCGAAUCGUUGACGGUGCCAAUUGAUCCAUCUCAUGGCUCAAAAGCCCUUGCGUCAUCCCUGGCCAUGGCUGUACUCAGCUAUCGGCCUUCAUGCUGUCCAGGCGCACCGGUGGUCGAAAAAUGCAUGACGUCACAGAGUUCCAUUGGUCCCAGGCACGCUGACUACGCCCGCGUAACUUAGGAUGGUGCAGCUCAGAUCAAGUCAAUAAUAGGCUACCCAGAGAACCCAUGGCAAGAUCUUCAUAGAGACAAUAGUUUUCUAUUCAAAGUUUUAGGCGGAUAUAUAAGUAGCAUCGCUUUGUUUGGCCAAAUUGUGUAGAUGUGAUCACGUGACCACUUAAAGACAUCUGCCGAUGUUCUGUUAUGAUGCUGUCAACGCGUCUAACCACUUCUGGAGAGAGUCCUUUCAACGGACGCGACGGGCCACGCAUGGGCAUCUGGAGCAGGCGUAUCUUUGAUACUGACUACCUCGCAACAAAAGGUCCUGAUAUUUCGCCGCUCAUAAGGCCAGGUGUCUCCUUAGAUGGCGAUGGAUUUUCCCUUGUUCUUAAUCAUUGCUUGAUCAAGCCGUGAAAGCUAUACAUCACUAAAUGUGGAAUCAUGGCGUCUCGUCCUAUGAAUGGGAAUUCAGCACUUCCUGCCAACGCCGGCAGGAAGGCGGCUACAGCAGAUUCAGAAACGCCCGACAAAUCACCGUUAUCCUCGUUUCCCCUCCGACCACUCAAACUUGCCAUUGCGUCCCUGUUGAAUGCACCAGACAGGCGCAGCAGCAGCCGCGGCGCCGCGACCCCUCCAAUACUGCCACCGCAAGCAGACUACUCUCCCAGCGCUGAACCGUCAGUGUCUCCAACUGAACAAGAACCAGAACAAGAACCCGAGCCAGAGCCAGAGUCUGCCCUGGAGCCAGAAGCAGCAUCAGCGUCGGAAUCAGCAGCCGAGUCGGAGGCUGAAGCGGAGGAGGAAGCCGAAUCCGAAUCGAAACAUCCCACUUACCCCAAAAAUCACUCUGUUCAAAGUGUUGCCAUCAAAUUGGCCGAAUUUAGGAAGGCUGUCAAGCGAGACCACGCCACUGUGACAUCUCUAGCUCUCAGCUCAACCAUCGCCCUCGAUCAUCGCGUUCACUCCGGCACUGAUCUGUUUGCUAAUGUGUCCACCACGCUUUCCAAAGACGCAACAGACGAUACUAUACGAAUGAAGUCGAAACAACAUUUAAAACAGAAAAAGGACCAGCGAUUGGAGCAUUACGACGUAACGAUUAUCAAGACAAACCAAGACCGAGUACCACCAUAUCGAUUUCACCAUGUCGAAAUAAAACGAAAUAUGCUCACUGCGAACACGUCUCUGACUUUUUCACCUCAUGUCCGCGACCUGGAAGACAAUGAGGAAGCGGCGUACAAUAAAUGGCUUAAUAAGCUGUCUGAUUCCGAACGCAAGUCUGGAUUCCAACCACUAAAAGGGAUUGAGAAAUAUGCCCUCAUGAUACAAAAUGAACGCGCUGCAGCAUUACUGCCGUAUAUUGAUGCUUGGUUAAAAGAGCUUGCUAUCCCAAGGUGUACUAAGGAGAAUGUGUUGAAGUAUCUGGCCAAGUACCCUGAUCCGACAAUCAUUACACAUAAGAAAGGCGCCACGCUUGUUCAACAGUCACCAGGAAGAGCACUCACAGGGACCAUGUCCAAUGCUGAGUUGGCAUCUAGAGUAUUUGUGGAUGCCUUCCAAUCAGUAUUCGAUAGCAACAGCCAACCAUCGCGGCGUACGAAGCUGCAUACUGUUUUCUCUAUGGAUCCUGCCAUUAGCACCAGUUUAGAUGGUAAGACCAAUGCGCCGACUGACAGUCAGCCACAAGCAGCGGAGGCUGCGGAGACAGAUCUCAACAGAAUUGACGCAAGCUUGUCAAGUUUCACCGAUCUAGGGUGCUUGUUGUGUUUUAGCCACUCUUGCGACCAUGGUGAUUAUGACCUCAACAACUUGAAGCGAAACAUAUCCAUUGGCUCCUGCUACGGCAGUUUCUCAAAGCUUCUGCGUCAGAGGAGUCACUUGAAUGAAGCAAAGCAAGACAAAGGAGACAAGUCCAACGUUUGCGGCGAUGAUUGCUACAAGAAGCAAUCAAACCCGCCAAGCUCAUCGCCGUCGUUGCCGUUUUCCGAGCGCGAAAAAUCAAUGCUACAGUCUAUCUGUCUGGCGGAACCUAGCGAUCCUAUAUGCUUAGCUGCCGCCAUACUUGACCGGUCUUGUCACGAUGUAUUUUUACAGACGCAGCAAAUGCGAAUUGAUUUCCCGUGGACCAAGACGACACAAUCCUCCGCAAAGAGUCUACCGUGGUAUGAUCGAUGGAAGAAGAUGUUAUUAGGCGACUGGCAGGACCACACAAACUCUCAUGAGCAUCAGCGGCGAGAUAUUGUUGACCCUUGCUUCCACGAUGGACCAUGCCGGCUGAAAGUGUGUUCUUGUGUUGAUGCUGGUCUCUUGUGCGAGAAACUGUGCGCAUGUUCUGUAGAAAACUGCGCUUACAAGUUUACCGGUUGUGCGUGCCAUUCUCAAGGCAAGACUUGCACCGAUAGGCAAAAGGAUCGCCCGUGCGUAUGUCGUCAACUCAACCGGGAAUGUGACCCAGAUCUAUGCGGAUCCUGCGGUGUCGUUGAGAAGGCGAAGCCGGAGAAUUUACGGAAUGAGUCGCUUCAGGGAGAGGGCUGUCAAAACUGCGACCUUCAACGCGGACUACACAAGAAGCUUGCAAUGGGUGAGAGUCAACUUGAAGGCGUCGGUUACGGUGUUUUUGCCAUGGAAGAUAUACGACAGGAUGACUUUGUGAUUGAGUAUGUGGGUGAGCUGAUCUCUCAAGAUGAGGGAGUUCGCCGUGAGGAACGACGCGGUGAUGAUUUCGGAGACCAAUCCAGCACAUCAUACGUCUUCACCUUGCUGGACAAUGAAGGUUUAUGGAUCGAUGCCGCCAUCUAUGGCAACUUGAGCCGGUACAUCAAUCACGCCCCAGAGCGCGGAAUAACAGGCUGUAAUAUUGCACCAACCAUCCUUUACGUCAACGGAGAAUGGCGCAUCAAGUUUACCGCCCUCAGAGAUAUUAAAGUGGGCGAGGAGAUCUUCUUCAAUUACGGCAAACACUUCCCUAACUUGACGAAGAAGUUACUCGACCCCGAUGCAACUGACAUCCCGGACCACCUUAAAACAGACUUGAAGUUUGCCGCACAAGUCGGCGAACAAAACGACGGUGUUGUUGUGAAGAAGCGUCGUGGACGGAAGAAGGCCAUACCAGCCGCGCUUGCGACAGAACAAGCACCAGCACAAGCUUCGACAUCGCCACCUCGGAAAGUUUCACCUUUGCCAGAGAGAAGAAAACGAAAGCGAGGAAAUGGAAGCAUUAGUGAAAGAGAGGACUAUCAGCCAGAAGCAGCCUCUGGCUACGAAUCGAGCAAUGAUUGGCAAAGCGCAGCAACAGAUGACGGCUCGACGCCUGUUCAAGCCGGACGACAUCAACGACAUGCACGCCUUGCCAAAGAGACACCAACGCCAACUAGGGAAGACACAAGGAAGACAAGAAGCAACAACAGAGGAGGAGCACGUCCCGGCAGUGGACGCCCUAGGAAGCAACCACGGGUGGUGGGCAGACCAACUACUGGGACAAAUAGCCCAUCUAUUGCCUAUUCACGCCGCCGCACAACGUUGGAAGCCAACGAAGGCGAAGGCUCGAAGCGAUCCACGCCAACAACACGAGGAAGAUUGCCGCGACAAGCUGCACAGACCGAAUCGGCAACGCGAAUUGAAGAUAGCGAAGACGAGCCCAUCUCGAAUGGCCCGACGUCGCCGUUGACCGGGACUGAUGAAGAGAGUGACGCGGUGCCAUUACGCAGGCGACACAGCACACGCAACGAUCGCCGUAGGUCGAAUAUGUAAAAGUAGAAACAAAUGAAUAAAAUCUAAUAAUUAAUUAACCACAAACUGUAUACCUGGCCUCUUUUUGUCUUUUUUUUAUUUUUUUAUUUUUUAUUUUUUUUUAGAAAAACUGCCAUUGUUAUUUGAGAGAGCCGCCCUGUCAUUCUAGCAUAUUCUGAAUCUCUGUGUUCAUUUGCAUGUGCUUAUAAUUAGUUGAGUGACU
This is a messenger RNA of [Torrubiella] hemipterigena, 5149 nucleotides long. NCBI's taxonomy places the organism in Eukaryota, Fungi, Ascomycota, Sordariomycetes, Hypocreales, Clavicipitaceae. The record is from the annotation of a GenBank genome assembly.